Molecule: messenger RNA, 1798 nt
Organism: Coccinella septempunctata (seven-spotted ladybird)
Lineage: Eukaryota; Metazoa; Arthropoda; Insecta; Coleoptera; Coccinellidae
Product: laminin subunit alpha-2
Exons: 6
Coding region: 144-1724 (526 amino acids)
Biological process (GO): intraciliary transport
Cellular component (GO): axoneme
Source: RefSeq, a predicted model, not a curated record
ACGUCAAUCAUAAUUUUAUUCAAGUUACCAUAGCAACGGAUAUAAGUAUACAAACAAUGAUGUCCCUGUAUUGCCGCUUUGAAAAAGAAUAACGAAUAUUUUUAUAGUUUUCUACCUCAUUAAAUUAGAAUUAUUAUUUCAAUAUGACAAGUUGUAGUUCCAUUUCUGUAAAUAAAUCUCCUGAUCAAAGAAGUAAAAGUUGCGACACUGUUUGCUCCUCUAAUUCUGGGUGUUUCCUGCAAAAAAGAAAACCUAUUCAUCCUUUAGCGGCUAGUGUAAGAGCAACAUUCUCCCAUACAAGCAGCAAGAAUAGCAACGUGAGACAAAGAGUUUUAUCCGCAAAAUUGUUGAAACUGAGAAGUUUGCAGAGCCAAUUGAACGAUGCCAAUUACCACUUGAAUGAAAUGCAACGUGAAAAUCUCACCCUCAAAACACUUAAUCAAAGACAAGAAAAAGCUUUAGCUAAGUAUGAGGGCACGAAUGCAGAUCUACCACGUCUGUUAAGAUCUCAUAGCGAAGAAAUUCGGGUCUUAACGGAAAAGAACAAAUCUCUUCGGAAAGCUGUCAAAGAUUUGACGGAUUUAGUCAAGGCGAGGGACGACGAACUUUUAAACGUGAAAAAGCAACUGGAACAUUUGGAAAAAUUAAACAGAAAUAAACAUUUAGGCGAGAGGCAAAAACUGAGUGAUCAGGUAGAUGACUUGAAGCAGAAGUUAGAAUCCGCUGACAAUCAAAUAAGCACAUUGAAUAGAAAAUUGUUGUUGGAAGGAAAAUCUUCCAAACAAAGACUGUUGGUGGAAAAUGUGAAACACAGGGAGUGCCAAAAAAACCUAAUGCAAGCUUUAGCAGAAAUCGAGAGAUUGACAGGGCUGGUAGAUGUGAAUAAUGUGAAUGCCAAUAAGAAGGAAGACAAACUUCCAUUACGUAAAAAGUUACCUGAACGUGACAGUAAAUCGUUGAUCACCAUAGAUGAUAAGCUGAACAUUCCAUUGACCGACAGGCGUAGCGAUGAAUCGCUCAUCAAGGAAUUACCGAAUGGUAUUGUUGAAAAAUUGAAAGUCUUACCAACAAAUGUCAGAUCGGAGGAAACAUAUCUACUUGACACAAACGGAGAGCUCAUUUCACCAACAGAAACUAUUAAGAACAGAUUAUCAACGGAAAAGCGGGUGACAUACGAAUCUGGGAAAUUGCACACGGAUGUUGAGAGGCCGAAAUGUGGUAUUAGGCCGAAUUCUUCGCAAAAAUUAGAGAGUUUGAGCAACAACAUUGACUCAAUAAUUCAAAGAUCCAGAGAAAAUGGUUUAUCACAAUUCGACAGAACCUUGGGGGAUUAUUGUAAUCAGGUUAUGAACACGGUCAAGAAUUGCAGUAAAGUAGUUGAAGAUCAUCAAGAAAGUUUGGAUCAGUCGAGAAACGACACAGAAACCAUAAAAGAUGCAGUGGAUGAAAUUAAAGCUUUAGAUGAUCAACUGAAAAGAAAUAGCAUAUUUUCUAUAGACGCAGCUGAACUGAAGAAAUUAUUGAAACCAGACAAAGAAGAAAAAAAUUCUAAACACCAUAAAUCGAAAGAUUCGGAUAGAAACAGGAAUGUGAAAUUGAGAGAAGAUCCUAAAGCGAAACUUUUAGCUACUCUACGUGCAAUAGAUAAUGGGGAAUUCAUAGAUAGCUUCGAAAAUGAUAUUACCAACUCCAGAGACGAAAUUUAUGACAGUUUUGCGAAUUAGAUUUCGUUGAUGCCGAUAUAUACUCAUCAAAGGUUAUUUUUUUCUAUUUAUUUUAUAAUAGAUUUAUAUUAUCA